AUGCUCAAGUCGACUGCCGCUCUCCCGCGCUCGGUCGCUCGUGCCGCCGUUCGCCAGCAGGCCCGCACGCUGGCCACGGUUACCGACACACCCGUCCACAUUCACGGAGGUCUUCGUGACCAGGAUAGGAUCUUCACCAACGUGCACGCCAGGAAUGAUUGGAAGCUGAAGGGAGCACUGUCUAGGGGCGACUGGCACAGGACAAAGGACAUCCUCCUCCAGGGCGAUGCCAAGAUCAUUCAGACCAUCAAGGACUCUGGCCUCCGUGGCCGUGGUGGUGCCGGUUUCCCUUCGGGCCUCAAGUGGAGCUUCAUGAACAAGCCUGGAUGGGAGAAGGACCCCCGCCCCCGCUACCUUGUCGUCAACGCCGACGAGGGUGAGCCCGGAACCUGCAAGGACCGCGAGAUUAUGCGCGGUGACCCCCACAAGCUCGUCGAGGGCUGUCUUGUCGCUGGUCGCUCCAUGAACGCCACUGCCGCCUACAUCUACAUCCGUGGCGAGUUCAUCGAGGAGGCCCACCGCAUGCAGGUGGCCAUUGACGAGGCGUACGCUGCGGGCCUCAUCGGCAAGAACGCCUGUGGCUCCGGCUACGACUUUGACGUCUACGUCCACCGCGGUGCCGGUGCCUACAUCUGUGGUGAGGAGACUGCCCUCAUCGAGUCGCUUGAGGGCAAGCAGGGCAAGCCCCGUCUCAAGCCUCCCUUCCCCGCCGACGUCGGUCUCUUUGGCUGCCCCUCGACUGUCGCCAACGUCGAGACUGUCGCUGUCGCCCCUACCAUUGCUCGCCGUGGUGGCUCGUGGUUCGCCUCGUUUGGUCGUGAGCGCAACUCGGGCACCAAGCUCUUCUGCGUUUCGGGCCACGUCAACAACCCCGCUGUCUUCGAGGAGGAGAUGUCGAUGCCCCUCAAGGAGAUGCUCGAGAGGCACUGUGGUGGUAUCCGUGGCGGCUGGGACAACCUCAAGGGUAUCAUUCCCGGUGGUUGCUCCGUCCCCGUCAUCAACCGCGAGGUCUCGGCGAAGGUCCUCAUGGACUACGACUCGCUCAAGGACCACGGAACCGCCCUCGGUACCGGUGCCAUUAUCGUCAUGGACAACUCGGUCGACAUGAUCAAGGCUAUCGCCCGUUUCGCCAAGUUCUACAAGCACGAGUCGUGUGGCCAGUGCACCCCUUGUCGCGAGGGCACCACUUGGAUGAUGAACAUGAUGGACCGCCUUGUCGAGGGUCGCGCACAGGAGCGCGAGAUCGACAUGCUCCUUGAGCUUACCAAGCAGGUCGAGGGCCACACCAUCUGCGCGCUCGGUGAUGCGGCAGCUUGGCCGAUCCAAGGGCUCAUGAAGGUCUACCGCCCAGAAGUUGAGGCGCGUAUCGCGGAGUUCAAGGCGAAGAGCGGCGACGUGGUGUUCGGCGGCGAGCUCGUCAAGGACAUCGACUUUGGCCGUGCCAUUCCCGACUCGCUCGGUGCGCACGUCGAGCGCCACGUUGCGGCACCCUAG
This is a messenger RNA of Apiotrichum porosum, 1494 nucleotides long. RefSeq names its product NADH dehydrogenase [ubiquinone] flavoprotein 1, mitochondrial (gene NDH51). The coding region runs from base 1 to 1494 and encodes 497 amino acids. Gene Ontology annotation, molecular function: NAD binding; FMN binding; 4 iron, 4 sulfur cluster binding. The transcript is spliced from 3 exons. NCBI's taxonomy places the organism in Eukaryota, Fungi, Basidiomycota, Tremellomycetes, Trichosporonales, Trichosporonaceae. The record is from RefSeq and is a predicted model, not a curated record.